Molecule: messenger RNA, 5456 nt
Organism: Bicyclus anynana (squinting bush brown)
Lineage: Eukaryota; Metazoa; Arthropoda; Insecta; Lepidoptera; Nymphalidae
Gene: Dad
Product: mothers against decapentaplegic homolog 6
Exons: 5
Coding region: 83-1012 (309 amino acids)
Biological process (GO): regulation of transcription by RNA polymerase II; transforming growth factor beta receptor signaling pathway; anatomical structure morphogenesis
Cellular component (GO): heteromeric SMAD protein complex
Molecular function (GO): transcription regulator inhibitor activity; I-SMAD binding
Source: RefSeq, a predicted model, not a curated record
GUCUGCAGGCCGCACUCGGCGCGCGAUGAUGUGUCGGCUGCGCUGUGUGAGUCGGUGGAGUGUGUCGUGACGCCGGCAUGUGAUGUUCCGGCGGCGCGCGCUGCGGCGGCGGCUGGCGGCGGCCGGCGCGGCCCCGCUGCCCGACGAGCAGCUGCGGCGGCUGGCGCGCGCGCUGGACGCGGGGCCCGCGGGCGCGCCCUGCGUGCCGGCCGAGCCCGCGCUGCGCCCGGCCGUGCUGCGCGCGCUCCGCCCCGACCUGCGGGACCCCAGCGAGCUGCGCCGCCUGCCGCACUGCGAGCACCACCACUGCUGCAACCCCUACCACUACAGCCGCCUCUGCGAGCCCGAAACCCCUCCACCUCCAUACAGUCGAAUCGCAAUGGACGACGUAAAACCGAAAGAACACGGCGAAAUUACACAAGACGCGAGGAGGACGAAUCAUGAGCGGCUUGCUACAGGCUCCCUCGCUACUGAUGGCGAAGAGCGGCAGAGCUGGGAGACCGAGUGGUGCAGGCUGGCGUACUGGGAGCUGACGCAGCGUGUGGGGCGACAGUUCAGCGUGCGCGUGCGCGCUGUGGACGUGUUCGGGGGAGGGGGCGACACGUGCGCCGGCAGGCACGGGCUGUGCGUCGACGCGCUCGACACCAAGGAGCCGCAAGUUGAACAGGUGCGAAAAACUCGAGCGAAGAUUGGCCUAGGUGUCACACUGUCCUUAGAAUCUGAUGGCGUCUGGCUCUACAAUAGAAGCCAAGAACCCGUGUUCGUCAGCUCCCCCGCGUUAGACGCUGCUGCUGCGAAAGCUCUUCUUGUAUGGAGGGUUGCACCAGGACACUGUCUCUGCAUCUUCGACCCCUCGUCGCCCCCGCCCGCUGUGUCGCUACCCCACGUGGGGCCAGUUGACCCCAGAUCUGUGAGGAUAUCGUUCGCGAAAGGCUGGGGCCCCAAAUACUCGAGGCGUGACGUCACCGCCUGCCCCUGUUGGCUCGAAGUCCUGCUGGCGCCUCCGAGCUGACGCUAAGACUUUUAAAAAAUAAAAACAGGCUUGUGAUAUUGUAAAUGGAAAUGGACCAAAGUGAUUUUUUUUAAUUGUCUAAUGGACCUCGAUUUGUUGGUGGACUGUUUUUUUGAUAGUGACAUGCGUUUUAUAAAGGUUAGUUCGUAUUGGUGAAUCCUUUCGCGCGGUUUCAUAACCAAAUUCUUGGGAUUUUCCUAGUAAUAUAUCUAGUAUCACAGAUGUCUUACAUUUAAAUUAAAUACAACUAAUAAAACAGACAAUCUGUAUGUCGUACGAAAGUCGCGCAGAAAUGUUGUCCAUUGAGGACUAACCUUUAUAUAACUAAAGUCGUUGGCAUUUUGAACUUUUUUCAAGUGACGUAUAGUGGACCGUGUAACAACCACAGUUGUGGCAAGUGGUUGUUUUUGUUUAUUCUCUUUGUUAUAAAUAAUCUCGUAAAUUAUUUGGAUGUCAUCUCUGUGGUUCAUGGAUAUUAGUUUUAUUUGAAAAAAGCUUAAAAACAGAAAUCUUUGUACAUGAAACAAGCAAUUUAAUUUAUUAAUCCAAUUUCACAAUUUUGAAUUCAAAUGCAUAUAAGUCACAUACAUAUAAUUUCAAAAUGGUGAAAUUCACAUUUUUGAAAUGAACCAUAAUCCACAGUGGCGACAUUAACGGUGUAAUAAAUAACUAACUGUUAUCAAAUGAUUAGACCAAACCUGUAUAAUCGGUUAUAUUUAUUUUAAAUAAAAAACAAUUGUUGAUGUAAAUAUUAUAAAUUGGAUAUUUAUUUAUGUAUAUUAAAGUCUUUGUAACCGUGAAUGUAACUCUUGAGUUUGGAGAAAUUAAAUGUAGAUUCGUUUAAGCUCAAAACGAAUCUUCCAGCAAAAAAACUAAAUCAAAAUUGGUUUUGUUUUUGACUUGCUCCCUCAGAUUGGUUUAGACAAUUUUGUAGCGGAGUAUUAGCUCUCCGAUUAGAAGUUUUUCACGGCUUACCUUUAUUUGUUUACAAAAGAUUUACAUUGCAAUGGGACGUCCAAAUUAUCUUACAUUUCAAUGUAAAUUUUUUAUAAGCAUCUAAGUUAAACACGUUUUAAAAAUUUUCAAUUGAAAAUUAAAUUUUGAAACAAUUUUGAAUUUUAAAUGAAAUUCAAAAAUAGAAUUUCGCAUGAAAUUCCCUGCAAAAUAGGAUAUUGUAAAUUUUCUGUUUUGUUCACACAGUUUUUAUUGGUAGGAUGUAUAUUAGUCGUCUCAGAUGUACCAUUACAAUUAAAUUGUACAAUUUUAAAUGUAAAAAAAAUAUGUAUAGAACUCGGCUUUAAGUUACGCGAGACUGUGUAUAUAAAAGUUUAUAUGUACUAUAGAUAUUUGUAAUUAAUUAAUUUAUAAUUAUAAAAUAUGCCUUACCUUAGCGUAAAUUAUUUAAGAAUAAUUUAAGUUAUAUUUUUUUUUGUACAAAAAAUAUUUAACUACGUUCGUUACACUAUUUUCUAAUUGACAUAAUGAUUUAUUUUUCUAUGGUCUCUCAUGCUAUUUUUAACAAUUAAUGAAAUUUUCACAACGUAUAAUCUCGCUAAAAUUAUACAGGAAACGAAAAAAAAUCGUAUUAAAUUUUGAAAUUAAAUGAAAUGAAAAUAUACUUUAUUGUACACCACACAGAAACAUACGAUACAGAAAAAUAAUGGAAAGAAAGAAAAAUGCACAAUAGGCGACCUUAUCGCUAAAAAGCGAUCUCUUCCAGGCAACCUAACGAAGAAACUAAUAAUAAAAAUUAUAAAGAUAUAGGCUAGGGUGUACAGAAGUAAUAUAUAAAAGAAAAUAACGCAUAAAAAAGAAAAUAGUUAAAUACUUAUGUAACAAAAUACUAAGAAAUAUCAACAUAUAUAAUAUACAAUACGAUACAUAUACCAAAUAAUACUAAUUGUAUAUUUACAAUAUUUAUACAUACUUAAGUUAAGUAAUUUUGUUACUUAUUUAAUUUUUUUUCAAUUUUUUUUUUCUAAAAUUCAUCAAGUUUACUUAAAAAUCAGAAAAUCGUACAAUUGUUCAUCAAGUCCAGUAGAAAAUGGUACAACGAACGUAUAAUUUGACGCAAGUAAGUAGCGAAUGGGUUCAAUGACGCGUUUAAGGCUGUGCGAAAAGCAUUUUAACCGAUUUUUCAUUUAAUGGUGGUUAUCUAAAUCUCAAAUUCGAUGAGAGCAGCGCCGGGGGACGUAGAUAGAUUACCCAGUGUGUGUUUUAAAGAUCUGCAAUUAAUUGGAUGCGUAUGAAAAAUAGUGCAAUCGAUUUAAAGAUAUGAUAGUAGUGUUAGUACAUGGGGUGGCCGGAGAUAAGUAGAUCAGAGAGAAAAAUGCCAAAAUUAAAAUAAUUUUAACCAAUUUUUUUUUUGAUUUUCUACCAUUUUGAUUUCCGAUAUUAGGUAAAAUGCUUAAAAGAACAAAAAUAAAAUUAAAAAAGUUCAUUCAUAUUUUUUAUAAAUGUUGAAUUAAUUUUGAAUCGAAAAUGAAUUUCUCUUCAGUUUAUAAAAAUUAAUCAAAAAAUAAGCAUUUUUUUAAUUUAAACGAGUGAAAUUCAUGUCAAAAAAUGAAUUUCACUUCAAAAUAUGAAUUUCACUUAUUAAUUCCAUGGCAUAUGGAAAUGUUUUAGAAAAGUUUGCUCUUGACUGCAAUCUCGCCUGAUGUAAAUGAUGCAGUCUAAGAUGGAAGCAUGCUUUCGUGAAAGAGGUUCUUUAUAGUUUUUAUUUAAUAAAAUAAAAAAACAAGUAUUUUACAUUGAUCCAUACCUACCCCGGUCACCCUGUAAGAAACACGUAAUAAAACUUUGUGCCUUGCGUUGUAUUCAAAUAUUAUAUGAAUAUAAUCCAAAAUAGGGUAUAUCAGUCAAUUUCACUGAAAUAUACGAGUAAGUAAUAUACAUUAAUAAUUAUUAUAUUAUACAAAUUAUGUUUUUAUUAUUAAAGCUCGAAUUUAAGAGUGUAGCUUCGACAAAGUAGGGAGAGUUGACAAUAAGAUACUUCAAUCUAGUCUUUAAAUCAAUCUUGCUUUGUCUUUUGGGCGAUUUGGUGAAUUAAGGCCAGUCUUUGAGUUUACUGUAUAACUAAAUUGUAUAAAUCAAAAAUAUACAUUGUAAUUAUAAUUUCCAAAUCAAUUUUUUCAUCAAAUCAUUUUCAUAUUGAAAAUAUUUAAUUAAAUAUAUUAUUUUGUUUCAUUGUUGUAAUGAUUUUUUUUAAAUGAAAUUUUCUAAAAAGGCGUUCUAUGGGAGAUUAAGCAAUGUUCAGGAUUGUCAAAAUAUGUAUGUUUCAUAGCGAAUUGCAUUGUGUAGUAGAAACAAAUGAAAGUUUCCAUUUAUGUAAAAUUUAAUAUGUAAAAUGUAUUGUUUUAUUGUAAUGUAUAUGAAACAAAUUAAAAAAAUCCUGUAUCCUCUGAUAUAUUUAGUGAACUACAAUAUUAAAAAAAUAUUGUAGUUCACUAAAUAUAUCAGAGGAUACCGGAAAAAUAAAAAAUCUGACCGUGUUGCAAUGUAAAAUAAUAGUUUUUUUUCAUUGAAAAAUAAUAUUUCAACGAAAAAAAAAUAUUAUUUUACAUUUUAUGUGGCGCCCUCUAUCUAGGUUUCUUAUAUUUCUGGACAGAUUUUUAUAUUGCAAUUUUCGUAGCAUAACUUUCUAUGGAAAAAUUUAUUCAAUGUCAUACGAGAGAGUUUUUAUUUAGGUUACAGAACUUUACAUAAUUGGAAAUUUUUAUACCACGAAAGUGUAAUCCGCGAGCUUUGAAUGCACAUGUGCUCUGCAAUCCGUCACAGAUGUUAAUUAUAUAAUUAAGUAACACAGAUGUGCAUAAUUUAUUUAACGUAACGCAAAUCGCUGUUUAGUCAUAACAUAGACUGACUUAGCGCCUUAAUUACAAAAUGACAUAUUUUAGUAACGCACAUAAAUUAUGUUUGUAUGUACUUAUUUUGUUAACGUUAAAUAGAACUUGAUUCUUAAUGAUUCUUCUGUUUUCUUUUAGCGUAGACGCAGACGGAAUUUUAUUUGUCUGACGUGUCGUGUCGUGACGUAUUAGAACAGAAUCGGUAUCAUAUAUUUUGUAUGGCAACGUUUACACUUAUGUGUUGUGACAUGUCGUGAUGACUUCUGAUGUGCCGCAUACAGAAUGUGUAAUACCGAUUCUGUUCUGAUGCGUCACGACACGACACGUCAGACAAAUAUAAAUCCGGCUUAAAUUUGUUAUUCCUUUUGGUAUAUAUGGAUAAUAAAAUGAUUAGCAAAACUUCUCCAAAAGUCAUCUGUAUAAUCCAUAAUUGAGGUUAUGUGAUAGAUAUAAAUGCGUUAUUAAAAUAUGUCAUUUGUUAAACAUAAAAUAUUGUAAAUAGCAACCAUGAUUCGCCGAUUUAAUAAGUUGUGAGUCUGACUGAGAUGAAUGAGAUUAGGGUAUGAUAAAUUAUAAUAAAGAAAAAAGAAUAUUUUUAA